Messenger RNA from Plectropomus leopardus (leopard coralgrouper), 1791 nucleotides. It is a transcript of the gene slc35f4, whose product is annotated as solute carrier family 35 member F4. Gene Ontology annotation, cellular component: membrane. Lineage: Eukaryota; Metazoa; Chordata; Actinopteri; Perciformes; Serranidae. The record is from RefSeq and is a predicted model, not a curated record.
GUGGUUUGGAUGUCUUCUUCCUCUUGUUGCUAAUUGUUGAUGCAUCCCUGAGGGUCUGCGUGCGCGUGAGCAGGGCUCUCGUCUGAUCUCUGUCCGCUCGGACCUACAAUGAUAAGCGCCGAGAGUGUUUUGGAGAGUGGAGACCAGCCUUGCAUCCGGCUGGAGCCCCUGAUGAACACGCACUUGCCGGGCAAGGCGACGCCGACCGGUGGCAGCUGCGCCGUCUACAUGGACAGCAGCUCCAAAGUGACAGCAAACGGGGUGCACGACAUAGAGGACCGGAUUCUGAGGAUCACCGGCUACUACGGCUACAACCCCGGAUACUCCAGUCAUAGAAGAGAGGAUGGUUCAGAGUCUCAUGCAGAGACACCAGGCAGCGAAACAAGCGCAGAGAGCCGGUCCUAUCAGACAUGUACCAACACAGCUCUGAAGGUGCUGGGCGGUCUGCUGCUGGUGCUGUGUGUCUCCUCCUCCUGGGUGGGCACCACUCAGGUGGUUAAGCUGACCUUCCAGUCGUUCUCCUGUCCCUUCUUCAUCUCCUGGUUCAGCAGCAACUGGAACAUCCUCUUCUUCCCCAUCUACUACUCGGGACUUGUGGUUACCACACGGGAGAAGCAGACUCCCAUACAGAAAUUCAGGGAGUGCAGCAAGCUCUUUGGGGAGGAUGGGAUGACUCUCAAGCUGUUCGUAAAGAGAACAGCACCCUUCUCAAUCCUGUGGACACUGACCAACUACCUGUACCUCAUGGCCUUGAAGAAACUGACCGCCACUGAUGUCUCCGCCCUCUACUGUUGCCACAAGGCCUUCGUCUUUCUCUUGUCCUGGAUUGUUCUCAAGGACCGUUUUAUGGGUGUUCGGAUUGUGGCAGCCAUCAUGGCCAUCACAGGUAUUGUCAUGAUGGCUUAUGCUGACGGUUUCCAUGGCGAUUCCAUUGUUGGCGUGGCAUUGGCUGUGGGCUCUGCCUCCACAUCAGCUCUCUACAAGGUGCUGUUCAAGAUGUUUCUGGGCAGUGCCAACCUUGGAGAAGUGGCCCACUUCCUUUCCACCAUGGGCUUCUUCAAUCUCAUCUUCAUCUCCUGCGUGCCCCUCAUCCUCUACUUCACCAAGGUGGAGCACUGGGGCUCUCUGUCCUCGCUGCCCUGGGGAUACCUGUGUGGACUGGCAGGACUGUGGCUGGUGUUCAACAUCCUGAUCCAUGUUGGUGUAGUGCUGACGUACCCAAUUCUCAUCUCCAUAGGGACACUGCUCAGUGUGCCGGGCAAUGCAGCCGUGGAUGUUUUGAAACACGAGGUGAUCUUCAGCGUGGUGCGUCUGGCAGCCACCUGCAUCAUCUGCCUGGGCUUCCUGCUCCUGCUGCUGCCAGAGGAGUGGGACUCGGUCACGCUGCGAUUCCUGGCCACCAUCGCAGACAAGAAGUCAGAGGAACACGGCGAGGAGCUGACAGAUUCCAGCGUCCACACUCGAAGCCGCAGUCGAGCAAACGGCACUGUCUCCAUUCCCUUGGCAUGACAUGGCAGAGAUCUGCUAGUCUUGAAGCCCUGUUUGCUCAUGCUCCUCCAGGAGAUGAGGCAGGAAGCCUGGUCCACAUGGACUCUAAUCAGGAAGACAGGAAGUGUUGAACUUCACUCUGGAGAUGCACCUCUGCCUCCACCACUUCACUACAGGAGGAGAAAAGGAGGACUUUCAUGGAUUUCGCUCAUUGAAAGGGUGGAAAGUGUUGUUAACUUUCUUGAAAUGCUCGCCAUGCUCGGCCCUGUUCCUCGCACGCAUCCAAACCAAGAGCUGACUGUC